AUGACGACGCGAAAAAAGCUAUCGAGCCCAACUCUCUACGCUAUCGCAUGGGUCGCUGCAUUGCCUAUCGAGCGGGCAGCGGCAACCGCUCUCCUCAAUCAUCGUCAUGAAGAACCGGACGCUUUCGAUCAGCACGCCAACGAUGCCAACGCCUAUGAUUGGGGAGAAGUCGGGCAGCACAAUGUGGUGAUUGCUUCACUUCCUACAGGAGUAUACGGCACAACCUCAGCUGCAAUCACAGCAUCCCACCUAUUAUCUUCACUUCCUCAUAUUAGGAUCGGCCUGCUUGUGGGCAUCGGUGGCGGCAUUCCCCGUCCUGGUCGAGACAUACGGCUUGGAGAUAUCGUUGUUAGUCAGCCUGAUGGGCAGAACGGCGGCGUGGUGCAGUAUGAUCUGGGCAAGGCCAAAGUCAACCAGACCUGGGAGCAGAAAGGUGCUCUCAACAUGCCCCCUCCAGUGCUUCUCAACGCACUUGGGAAAUUACAGGCUGAGCAUGAAAUCGAAGAACCAAGGAUCAUAGAUCUUCUCCAAGGACUUAUCAGCAAAUAUCCGCGAAUGAAGAAGCAUUAUGUCCACCAAGGCGAGGAGAACGACCGUCUUUUCUCACCAGACUAUGAGCAUACUGGUGGUAAUACCUGUGAUGCAUGCGAUUCAUCCCAAGAAGUCGAGAGAGCCCAGAGGGAAACAACGGACCCAGAGAUACACUAUGGCACAGUGGCAUCUGGCAACACUUUGGUCAAAGAUGCUGCUGUUCGAGACAUCAUCUUACGACGGGUCGGCGAAGAAUGCCUAUGUGUCGAGAUGGAGGCGGCUGGCUUGAUGAAUACCUUCCCGUGCCUUGUUAUCAGGGGCAUCUGCGACUACGCCGACUCGCACAAGAAUGACCGUUGGCAACGGUAUGCCGCUGCCACGGCUGCUGCAUUUGCAGUGGAACUACUUGGAUGUGUACGAGCAAGGCAACUCGAGGAAACGCCGAGUGCUCGGGAGCUUAUGAAAUCAAUUGCCACGGUUGAUCACAAGAUUACACAUUUAAAGGAGUCAAUGGACUCAUCCUACUCAAAGAUGGUCCUCGACCGGCUCCCAACCGCCGCAGGGGCUGCCCACGAUUCUUCUGAUAGUUGGCUCCAAGCAACUUGUCUGGAAAACACUCGAGUCGAUGUCUUGCGUGAGAUUUACGAUUGGGCCAGUGAUCCAGACUCGAACUCGACCACCCUGUUCUGGCUUAACGGCAUGGCUGGUACAGGGAAAUCGACCAUAUCCCGAACUGUCGCCCAACGCUUAGCCGAGUUGGGCACCCUCGGAGGAAGCUUUUUCUUCAAGAAAGGCGAGACUGACCGAGCCAAUCCUUCCAAGCUGUUCACCACCUUAGCUGCUGGUCUGUCGAGGUGGCAGUCGGCCGUGUCUCAAUACAUCGGGGAGGCCAUCGAUCAGAAUCCUCAGAUAUUUGACCAAAUGCCUCAUCAGCAAUUUUCGAAGCUCAUCCUGGAGCCUCUAUCCCAGGCCACGCUGUGUUCUGGAAAGCCCGUUAUCUUCGUCAUUGAUGCUCUCGACGAGUGCCAGCAUCAUUCCAUCACCAGCAUUAUCACCGAUGUCCUCCCCCGAGCUCGCGGUCUACGUCAUCCUCGAUUGAAAUUCUUCUUGACCAGUAGGCCCGAACUGCCCAUCCAAGCCGGUUUCCCAAGUGUUGACCGGAAAAACACUUACCGAGACAUGAUCUUACAAAAUGUGCCUCAUGAUAUCAUCCGGAAAGAUCUCGAGACGUUUCUCAGGGGAACCAUUGAACAGAUUCGAAUUCGCUACAACGAUGGCUCUAGUAGGCUGCCCCCAACCUGGCCCGGGAAAGACGCAAUACAACAGCUUGUUAAUAUGGCCACGCCGCUCUUCAUUGUCGCGUCAACUGUGUGUCGUUUCAUAGAGGACCGACGUCUUGGGAGUCCGAAGCGACAGAUGGACACAAUUCUUGCUGUUAAGGAUCGGACGCAUGCGUCGAUGCUAGAUCAGAUGUACCUGGCUGUCCUCAGCCAACAAUUCGAGAGCAGUCCGAACAGUUACACGUCGCACCAGAAGAGUCGGAUUGUCGAAGAGUUCCGCCUCAUCGUCGGCUCCAUUAUCCUACUUUCAAUUCCUCUCACAAUACCGGUGUUGGCACAGCUACUCCACGGUAACCAGCACAUCAGUGACUUCCAAGAGACUAUAGAAAACAGGUUAGAGCUUCUACACUCGGUCUUGAGCGUCCCCCCGCCUUCAGAGCGUCUUGAUUCCCCUAUCAGGGCUCUACACUUAUCCUUUCGGGACUUUCUCCUGGAUGGCGAACGUCGGGAUGUCAACCCGUUCUGGGUGGACGAAGCCAAAGCUCAUCUAGUUCUUAUUGAGAGCUGCCUGAGGGUAAUGCGAACUAGUUUGCGCGAGAACAUAUGCGAAUGGAGCGACCCAGGGACCGAAAAGACUUGGAUUAAUCAGGAAGAAGUGAAUUAUUGUCUACCUCCACACGUUCAGUAUGCAUGUCUGCAUUGGAUUGACCACGUGGAGCAAGCACACAUUGAUUCAGUCGCUGGAAUGGUAAUCCUUGAAUUUCUUGAGAUGCAUCUACUUCACUGGCUUGAGGCCUUGAGCUUCCUGAACCGAGUUUUGGAAAGCGUGGUAAUGGUUGAGAGACUGAAUAGUGCUACCCAGGAUGCAGGGCUCCCCCAGCUGUGCGAGCUUCUCUCCGAUUCGGUUCGGUUCACAGGCGCAUAUGCUAGGGCGAUCGACCUCGCUCCUCUGCAGGUCUACUCAUCGGCCCUUGUUUUCGCACCACUCAAGAGCCGGAUACGCACCGUUUUCCACGCCCAGAUUCCGGACUGGAUCUCCAUUGAAUCUCAAGUAGAGGAUGACUGGAGCGACUGCCUCCAGACACUCAGGAACCCGCGCCAUGAAGGCUGGGUCUCACACCUUUCUUUUUCACCCGAUUCCAAACUCCUGGCAUCCAUAUCAGGGGGUUAUGUGGUAUCUAUCUGGGAUGUCAAGACUGGUGUCAAGGUUUUAGACACGGAAAGUGAAGUCGCCCUUUUCGGAAGAGUGAACUCGGUGACCUUCUCAACUGAUUCAACCCUGCUUAUUGUCGUUUCAUUCGCACAGAUACAGGUCUUGAGGGUUGUGACUGGGGAAUGUGUUUACCAUCUCUGUCACCCUCGGAGCAAUGUCACUUCUAUGAGCCUAUUGAGUCAACAUCUGAUAGCAUCUGGAUCAGGCAUGGGAGAUAUACGAAUUUGGGAACUGGAGACUGGUCGGCUUGUGUCGAAACUUGGAGGGCACCAUAGGCCAGUCAGGGCCUUUGCUGUCUCUGCAGAUGCAAAGCUACUGGCAUCUGGAUCAGAUGAUGGAACAGUUAUGAUCUGGCAGGGGGAUAACUGGAUCCAUGCCAAGACACUGUUAGCACCAGAGGGCGGUGCCAUUUCCAGGAUGGCGUUCUCCACUGAUUCAAACUUGAUCGCAGUGGCAGUCUCCUCGCUUUCAGACGACAAACCAACAACGAAGUUGGUCACGGAGCUGCCUCUGCUAACCUUUACUACGCCGCUCUCCUUACCUGAGUCGAUGCCGUCCAAGGACUGGGAAUUGAGCGCCUCGCCGCACUCGGGGGCGGCACCGGCAACGUCCUCGGACACGGUCAUUAUGGAUGACAUGAAGUGCCCAGGCGAUGACAUGGUGGGUAAAAUCGUCAUCUUUUCGAUCGAAUCAUGUCAACCAAUCCAGUCACUAUGCAAAUACCAUCGCUCGCCGGACCUGAUGUUUCGUUCCGGGUCGGUAUUGGUGGCCUCAGACCCCAAUACCCUGGCAAUGUCUACUUGGCAGGCUGAUACAGGUCAGUUAUUGCAUGAGGUGCUAGAUGAUCCGAGGCGCAUCUUGACCGUCACUGCACUAUCCAGCGAGCCAGUAGUCAAGAUUUCUGCAUACUUGAAUAUGACGGAGAUUUGGUAUACUGAUUCUGGGGAGUGCCGACCACGUCGCAUUUUGACGGACGAUAGUAUUACUGGAUCAACUGCAGUCACCAUCUCGGCUGAUCUGAAGCUGAUAGCGUUUGCAACGAUAGACGGCGACGUCAGGGUCUCUCAAGUCAGUCUAGCCAAGGACGACUGUCCGCAGUUGCAAACACUAAGGAGCAAAGAGGUGAUCGGGGCUCUCUCUCCAGAUUUUAGCCUACACGCAUCCUUUGAUUUCGAAAUGUCGAACUUGAGGAUUCGGGAAACGGUUACGGGAAGAUGCCAGCAUGAAUUCAACAACAAACACUCUCAUGACCCGGUUAUCUUUUCGCCUGACUCCAAAAGCGUGCUCUUAGUGGAAGAGAGGGUGUCGGUUUGGAACAUCGAAACCGGCAGGCAAUUACUAGAAUUUGGAAGAUCCGUGAAAGAUGGGCGCCUCUAUAAGGCAGCAUUCUCGCCAACAUCGGAGCUAAUUGCAAUAUGCGACUGUGGAACUAUACAAAUCUGGCAAGUUGCCACGAGAAAAUGCAUCCGAACGCUGAAGGCCUUUUCUCAAGAGCACACCCCAUUGUUGUCAUUCUCAUCUGAUUCCACAUGGUUAGGAGUAUACUAUGGAGGAAUCGUCGAAUUAUGGGAUAUCUCUACGAGGUGGCAUGUGCGAACGAUCCGCAAGCCAUCGGGCGAGGAAUGGGACAUCAGGUGUCUGGCCAUUUCAUCACACGCAAAACUGGUCGCAAUGGCAUCAGAUCGUGGCGUGGUCUGGAUUUGGCAGGUCGAUACUGGUAAGCUCCUCGGCUCAUGGGAUACUGGCGUCCCGAGCUCUCGACUAUCAUUCGAAAAUGGUGAUACACAGCUUCUCACUAAUUCCGGUCUCAUUGGCAUCAACUUAGCCCGGGUGGUUGAGCACGAAACUAUGAGUACUGAGUCAAUAUUCCCCGCAAACCCCGUAGAACUGUCACCCGUGCUCUCGAAGGAGGAGGAUGACGCCUUGUUUAGGGUUUUUGGGGGGAAAAUUGGGAUUGGAAUAGACUGGAGCGGGAACUGGAUCACUUGGAAUGGCCGACCCUUCCUUCUCACUCCUAUCGAGCAUACCAAACAACAUGUCGAAGUUCACGGGUCAUCAGUCCUUCUCAGGCCCACCUCAGUCUUUCUCAGGGCCACCUCAGGGAGGCCUAUGGUUAUCACAUUCAACCCUCAAAAGCUCACAAACCUGUUUCCAUCUUAA
Molecule: messenger RNA, 5184 nt
Organism: Fusarium falciforme
Lineage: Eukaryota; Fungi; Ascomycota; Sordariomycetes; Hypocreales; Nectriaceae
Exons: 4
Coding region: 1-5184 (1727 amino acids)
Biological process (GO): nucleoside metabolic process
Molecular function (GO): catalytic activity; protein binding
Source: RefSeq, a predicted model, not a curated record